Messenger RNA from Oncorhynchus mykiss (rainbow trout), 4704 nucleotides. RefSeq names its product adenylosuccinate synthase 2 (gene adss2). Gene Ontology annotation, molecular function: GTP binding; adenylosuccinate synthase activity. Gene Ontology annotation, biological process: IMP metabolic process; 'de novo' AMP biosynthetic process. Lineage: Eukaryota; Metazoa; Chordata; Actinopteri; Salmoniformes; Salmonidae. Gene Ontology annotation, cellular component: cytoplasm. The record is from RefSeq and is a predicted model, not a curated record.
UUUUUUUGCUGACGUCUUUCACAGCGCGCGCAGAGCUAGCUAGUUUGCCACCACGACUACCAAAACCAGAUUGCCAUGGAGAGAGAGACGCAGAUGGUCAUGUCGGAGAGUAGGAGCAAAGAUGCGGUACCGAACGGUGCAGCCCAUAGCACUAGUACAGAGCCACACGUGGCCAGACCAAAUAUUGGCAACAGAGUGACUGUAGUGCUUGGGGCUCAAUGGGGCGACGAGGGCAAAGGGAAGGUUGUGGACCUGCUCGCUCAGGACGCUGAUAUCGUUUGCAGAUGCCAGGGUGGCAACAAUGCAGGACACACGGUGGUGGUGGACUCUGUCGAGUAUGACUUCCAUCUUCUACCCAGCGGCAUUAUCAACCCCAAGGUCACUGCUUUCAUUGGUAAUGGGGUAGUGAUCCACCUGCCUGGCCUCUUCGAGGAGGCUGAGAAGAAUGUGUGCAAAGGCAAAAGUCUGGAGGGCUGGGACAAGAGGCUGAUCAUUUCAGACAGAGCACACAUUGUUUUUGAUUUCCACCAAGCGGUCGACGGUGUGCAAGAGCAGCAGAGACAAGAGCAAGCAGGCAAGAACCUCGGAACAACGAAAAAGGGGAUUGGCCCGGUGUACUCAGCCAAAGCAGCCCGCAGCGGCCUCCGGAUAUGUGAUCUCAUGUCUGACUUCACGCAGUUCUCUGAAAGAUUUAAAGUCUUAGCCUCGCAGUAUCAGUCUAUGUAUCCGACCCUGGUGAUUGACAUCGAUGGGGAGUUGUCGAAGUUGAGGGAUUACGUGGAGAAGGUAAAGCCUAUGGUGAGAGACGGGGUCUUUUACAUGUACGGGGCCUUACAUGGACCUCCCAAAAAUAUCCUGGUGGAAGGAGCCAACGCCGCCCUCUUGGAUAUUGACUUCGGGACAUACCCUUUCGUGACCUCGUCUAACUGCACAGUGGGCGGGGUGUGUACGGGGCUAGGCAUGCCGCCCCAGAACGUGGGUGAGGUGUAUGGCGUGGUCAAGGCCUACACCACCCGGGUUGGCAUCGGAGCCUUUCCCUCAGAGCAGUUCAAUGACAUUGGGGAGCUCCUGCAGACAAGGGGGAAAGAAGUGGGUGUAACCACGGGCCGUAAAAGGAGAUGUGGUUGGCUGGACCUGGUGCUCAUCAAAUAUGCCCACAUGAUCAACGGCUUCACUGCCUUAGCUCUCACCAAACUAGACAUCUUGGAUGUGCUCCCUGAGAUCAAAGUUGGUGUGUCGUACUCUGUGAACGGUGAAAAUAUACCUAAUUUUCCAGCCAACCAGGAAGUCUUACAGAGCGUUGAGGUUCAGUAUGACACCCUGCCAGGUUGGAACAGUGACACCUCCACCGCCAGAACAUUUGAUGAGCUGCCAGAGAACGCCCAGAAAUACGUCCGCUACAUUGAGGAGCACCUCGGUGUGCCCGUGAAAUGGAUUGGCGUAGGCAAGUCUCGGGAGUCCAUGAUCCAGAUCUUCUAAGGUCUUCUCCACACUGCAGCCACCACCAGACCAGACCCUCAGUCCCCCCUCUCUUCCGAUGGUUACCUGGUUCCAGUGGCCUGGGAAACUGGUCCUAUGCUACAUGCCACUCCUCUCGGUCCCCAACUCACUCCCACACCACAGACACCAACCUGGGAGCUGCUCCUGGGGAUGCUCUUAUCAUCCUAUCCAUCAUCCCGCUCUCUCCUUAUUCUCUCUCUGUCUCUGGAGACCUGUGUGGGACUCUUCAAAAUGGCCUCCUCAGGCAUUAACAGGGAAGUACAGUUCAGUUGCUUGCCAGCCUACGUCUGUUACUCCCCAUGUUUGGUUUGUCAGAAAGUCCUCAGAGCUGCCUCUGGCCUUUCUUUAUGGAUCUGUUAUCCUGACAUCCUUGCACACCACACACACUCAAAUCACACACAAAACCACACUCAAAUCCAGGUGUGUGACACUGUCAUUCAUUGACCCGUCUGCAAGCCAAUGUCAGAAACGAUAUGACCAUGUUCAUGUGUACAGUACUGCAGUGGGACUUGGUUGAUUCAUACACCAAUUUUCUGUGCCUGUUCUGUGAUGAAAACAGUUUGUGUAAAUGUGUUCUUAUGCCUAGCAUGGGCCAAGGAGCCCAUGGCCAUGAAACGACCCACACGAGCAACUUAACAUACACCGUUUCUGUAUGGACAACUGUCAAUGUCUCUGUAUACAAUUGUAAUAAUGGCAGGAAAUGUAGAAUAUGUUGCUACUGUUAUAAUGAUAUAAUGUUAUAAUGUUCCACGCAACAUAGUUGCCAUUACUAGAGAUACAAUCUUAAAUGGGCAUUUUAGAGGCGUCACAAUCAAACAACCUCUUAGUAAUUUCCCCAGCUGACUAGAAAUGAGUUUUUAUUUCAAAACAGUAGAAAGCUGUGUUACUACUGGACAUUAAAACAGGGGUCAGUUAACAUUUUGAUAGGUGAUCUUCUAUCAAACGCCACAUUGAAAUGACGCAAGAAUGUAUUUCAAUGCUAUUCUAAGUUUAAACUCCCAACGCAAACACAUGAUGUUGAUAUGCUGAACUCUAGUCUCAGGACUUCUACACAAUCACAACAGUGUAUAUAUUUUACUUCUAUUUCAAUGAUUUUAGGACUAGGUAAGAUGGAUUAUUUUCUGCAACUGCUGGAUGUGGGGGUUUUCUGCAGAUGUAGCGUAUUAGACAGCAGAUUGCCUCCUGACUCAGUAACAACCAUAUAGAACUUUUGCUUUUAUAAACUGGAGCUGUUUAAGUGAAAUGGAAUUGAAUCGUGGGUUUUCCCAUCACUGAUAUACAAUCUAAAUAUUUCAAAUUAAGACUUUUAAAGACAUGAAAGGAUCUCUUCUGUUUAUGUACUCGAUCCAUACAUUAACAUCGGAAUUGGUUGAUUUUUCAGGGAAACAUUGUUACUAGGAAAGGCGCGUAUUCAAGGUUGGCUUUCGAAGGGUGCCUAUUCAUGCAGAGAUGGAGGACUACUCAUACAAUAUCAGUUUGCCUUUGUGUCUGUAGGUUUCUACAGAGAAGGCUGUAGGCUCCUGUGAAAUAAUGGGUUUCUGCGUUGGUGGCGAAGUGCUUUCUCUUUCAAAUAUGGAAGUGUCAAACUAGUGUCACAAUACAUAGUUACUAUCUGUCAGGUACAUUGUUAGGUCUGUCUUCAGUAGAGCAGUUAUCUCUGCUAGGCCUAUAUGAUGUCAGUCUUGUUCUUCUCCUGUGUCUUUUUGAUUCUAAGAUUAUAUCAGUGAUUAUAUCAGCUAAAGUAUACUCGGUGUGAAGAUGAAAACAUGCACUGGAAAUUAAACUAAUGGGAUGUCUUUAAAUGCUGCUUAUCCUUGUUUCUAUAGAUUAUCCGAUGACCUGCCCAUAGGCCACACAAUGUGGUAAACAUUUUCUGCUUUACAUAUAGCAGCAACUAAUCAGUUGAGAUACUUACCCUGUUAGUGUCAACACCCACCUGAAACUCCCCAUACAAGGUGAUUCUGUCUGCAUUCUGUCUGCUAAUCCUAAACUAUAUGCCUCCGGACAUGUUUUUAUUUACCAUAAAUCUUAACCUGGGCCCUUGGGAAUGGCCCGUAACUAAGCAUUUCACUGUUGGUCUACUACACCUGUUCGCUACACCCGCAAUAGCAUCUGCUUCAGGUGUGUGUGUGUGUGUGUGACCAAUACGAUUUUAUUUGAUGUGAUAAAUACACAUUUUGAUUUGGGUUUGAAUACCUCUAAAAUGUAUAUUUCUACCUUGAGGCUCAUCUGUAAGUGAGUGGAUAGGUGAGAAGAUGGUUAGACCAUUGCUUUCACCUAUGUUACAGUGAUGUCAAGGAAAGAAGCGUAUAUUGAAAUGGUCAAACAGGGUCCUGCUCUUACUGCCCCGCUCUUCAAGGCAGCUUAGUAUUUUGCUUUCUCUAUCCCACCAUAUCAGCUCAACAUGUUGGAAGAAUGUUUGGCUCCUAUGCUCAACAUUGGCUCCCAUUCAAACACAAAAAUGUUGUCUGUUAAUUAGGCUUUGAUGAGCAACAUGUAAAAUUAGUUCACAAGCCUCCUUUAGCCAAAAACAAGCAUGUAGGGUGCAAAAUAAGUUUUUGAUGUGAAUAGUCCUUAACUGGCUCGUUAAGGUGAGACAAAGGCAGGAUAUCUUUAAAUGAAGAGGGAAAUGUAUACAGUAUAUCCUGAUCUUGGCGAUAAAUCCAUGUUAAUAGUUUGCUUUACUGUUUAUCCCUUCCCAGUACUGCCUUCCAAAGUUACUCAUCUCAGUAAAGUAACCAAAGCGUUUAAACUGGUUCCAGCAUUUUAAUCAGUGUGUCAUGUUUAAAAGAGAAACAUUUAAUUGGUAUGAUGACGACUAGACUUUUCAUCUAACUCCAAUUUUUGAAUAUUUUUUUCAUUUGAACACACAGGUAAACGCAUAUUUGCACACAUGUUGGUUUUCUCCGUUUUGAGAAUAUUUACCUACUUUCAGUUCUGCGUUGUAUCGCUGCUGUAUUAAGUGUGUGUGUGUGUGUGUGUAGCGUAGCACUUCAGUACCAUUAUCUUGGUUUUGUUGUAGCUUGUUGCAUAUGCUUUUGGAGAUGGUGGUGCUGGCUGGGAAAGUUGUGCAUGUUUAUCAAAUGUCAUUUGUACAGUACUGGUCUGACUCUUAGUAAUAAUAAAAUGACAAACUGGCAAUACAAAUCUAGAACAAGAUUCCAACUAAUAAAAACAUUGUAAAUGUCAGUUUAUAUAUAUCUA